Quercus robur (English oak) is the source of this 1671-nucleotide messenger RNA. RefSeq lists its product as uncharacterized. The transcript has a single exon. The record is from RefSeq and is a predicted model, not a curated record. Lineage: Eukaryota; Viridiplantae; Streptophyta; Magnoliopsida; Fagales; Fagaceae. The coding region runs from base 1 to 1671 and encodes 556 amino acids.
AUGGACGGGGGAAUUGAUAUUGAUGCCAGCCGAGAUGUGUAUGAAGAGUUCAUUGAUACUGAUGGACCAGUGGACGACGCGGAGGUCUUAGAUGUACCACUGAUCGAAAAUAACGAGGAGGAUUGCCUUACAACAGUUCCUAUCCCAGAAUGGUUCACAUCAAACACAUGGGACAAUAUUAAUGACCCAUCACCUGCAUUGGGUACAGGACAUCUUACAAGUUGGCAUAAAGAUGACCACCCAGCAAGGGGGAUGCUAUUCAAGAAUAAAGCCUCUGUUCAAUAUGUGUUGACCCUCUACUCUGUGGAGCAUAAUAAGCAAUACAAAGUCAUCAAGUCUGACACCAAUAGGCUGGUAGUGCGGUGUAAGAAUGAGGCAUGUCUGUGGUCAAUUCGGGCCAAUUGCAGCAAGAAGCACGGGAUGUGGGUUAUCAGUACAUGUAAGGGUCCCCAUAGUUGCUCAUCCCUCCAGCUACCAACUGAUGGGCGGAUGAUGGAUUCAAAGUUCAUCUCCAUUGCACUUGAGAAGUAUGUACGGGAAGACCUAACCCGAAAGGUAAGGGACUUGCGUAGUAUGUUGCAUGCAAGGCAUGGGCAUGAUGUAACUAUGUACAAGGUUUGGGAAGCCAAACAGAAGGCAGUUGCACGUAUUUACGGGGAUUUUGACGAGUCGUACGCAGAAUUGCCACGAUUUCUUGCUGCAUUGUCUGAUGCAGAUCCGGAUACUGUGACCACAUUAAAGUGUGACCCCAAUGUCCCGGGGACUUGUAUAUUCAACUCCGCAUUUUGGGCUUUCGGUCCGUGUAUUAGAGGGUUUAGGCAUUGCAGGCCGGUGAUAAGCAUAGAUGCAACGCACCUUUAUGGCAAGUACAAAGGAAAGCUGUUGAUAGCAAUGGCAACAGAUGGUAACAACGAGGUUUAUCCACUCGCAUUUGCCGUUGUCGAAAGCGAGAGCACGAAGACAUGGGGAUGGUUCUUGGCAUGCCUGUUGACCUAUGUUACAGACCGCACCAAUUUGUGUAUAAUAUCCGACAGGCAUCGUGGGAUACAAUCAUGCUUCGAUGACACCACUAGGGGCUACUUGCAACCGCCCUUAACCCAUCACCGGUAUUGCCUCCGCCAUUUAGUAAGCAAUGUUAACACUAACUUCAAUAGUGUGCCGUUGAAGAACUUGGUAUGGAACGCAGCAACUGCGAAUCAAGUUAGGAAGUUUGAGAACACCAUGGAUUGCAUCAAGAAUGUCAACCCGGCUGCGUACGACUAUCUUAAGGAGGUAAAUCAAGAAAAGUGGACACUUGUACAUGACCAUGGGCACCGAUAUGGGGCAAUGACAACCAACCUGUCAGAGUGCUUCAAUGGGGUACUUAAGGGCGCACGUAGCUUGCCCAUAACUACAAUGGUGAAGUUUACAUUUUACAAGGUGAACUCAUACUUUGACGAACGUCGAAACAAAACCCUAGAGAAGUUGGAAGAGGGGCAAGUGUGGUGCAAAUAUGCCUAUGACAAGUUCGAGGAAAAUCAAGAGAAGGCGAAGCUCCAUAUUGUUAGAAGGAUGAGUGCGCAACAACGGUUAUAUACAGUGGAGACACAGUCUUCACUGUUGAACACUGGCGGGGGAGAUCACACCCAUAGGGUUUCCCUCAUAGACAUGACAUGCACGUGCGGCAAAUAG